AUGUUGAUGCCCCAGCCAUUUCUGUCACCGGUUUGCAAGGUCGGUCCUUACCCACUUGAUAUCAUAGCCACCGCCGCCUCCCUCCACUUCGGCCACCGUCUCUCCCACCAUCUCCGCUUUGAGUUUCUACUCCGUUCCUGUUUCAAGAAACUUGCUCCCGUGCUUAGAUUGAAGGACAAAUGGUCUCAAAGAUUUCUUCAUCACAAAGGAUUGAAUUAUCUUCAAUUCUCAAGUGAUGGUUUGACUUCCACAUGUUCAACUAGCUUCUCUUUCUUUAAUGGGGGAGGACCUCAAGCCCACUUUGGAAAUGGUGACUCGAAUAUGUCUCGAAAAAAUCCAUUUAGUGGAAGGAAGUUGACAAAUAUUCUCCUUGCUGCCAAUGUUUUAGUUUAUUUUGCGCAAUUUGCAACCCAAGGUAGCCUUUUGUUGUGGGGAGCAAAGGUAAACAGUCUCAUUGACAAAGGACAACUUUGGAGACUUGUUACAUCUUCCUUUCUGCAUGCAAACAUUGGCCACCUUAUGGUAAAUUGUUAUUCCCUAAAUUCAGUCGGUCCAACGGUGGAGAGCUUCAGUGGUCCUCGAAGAUAUCUUGCAGUUUACUUUGCUUCUUCAAUUGCAAGUGCAGCUAUGAGUUAUCGGUUCUGCAAAAUGCCUGCAGUAGGUGCGUCAGGAGCAAUUUUUGGACUAGUUGGAUCCAUUGCGGUCUUUGUUUUAAGGCACAAAGACCUUGUAGGAGGUGGUAGAAAAGACCUACUGCACAUUGCACAAGUAAUUGCCCUCAACAUGGUCAUUGGUUUAUCAUCAAAUGGCAUAGACAACUGGGGACAUUUAGGAGGUUUGAUUGGUGGAAUUGCUGCAUCAUGGUUUAUUGGACCUGCAUGGAAACACGAGUCCACAACUAUAGGUGGAAGAAGACUUUUCAUCGACAGAGCACCGAUGUAUAAUCUCUUGAAGAUUACAAGACCUAAGCAAUGGAAAUAG
Lathyrus sativus (Indian pea) is the source of this 981-nucleotide messenger RNA. The record is from the annotation of a GenBank genome assembly. Lineage: Eukaryota; Viridiplantae; Streptophyta; Magnoliopsida; Fabales; Fabaceae.